AUGGCUAGCUCUGCUGAUGCGGGUUACGUUCCUCUGUAUCCGGUUCCCGAUGGGCUUCCCGACGCCGAGAUCCGGACUUUUAUCACCAACUUUUACAAAAUAUCCGAUAGACCAGAGUUGAACGAGAAGUGGCUCGAUCAGUUUACUGAGGAUGCGCGUGUAGCCAUGGGGCCUGUUAAGGGGAAUGGACGAGAAGAGCUCCGCACAAUGCGCGAGGGAAUGUGGUCUGUCGUGGCAGAGCGAAAGCACACAGUUACCAAAGUAUUCCCAGCGCGUUUCAACGACAAUGAAGACAGCAAGAGGUCCGAGCUGAUGCUGCACGGCGACGUGGAGUACAAGACCAAGGACGGCAACUCGAGCAUCGUUCCAUGGGCAGGACACGCGGUUCUGAGAAAGGUGCAGGUUGAGGGCGGGGAGGAGACGUGGAAGUUGGCAGAGUACCGGGUAUUUCUGCUCAAGUAG
Molecule: messenger RNA, 462 nt
Organism: Trichoderma aggressivum f. europaeum
Lineage: Eukaryota; Fungi; Ascomycota; Sordariomycetes; Hypocreales; Hypocreaceae
Exons: 2
Coding region: 1-462 (153 amino acids)
Source: RefSeq, a predicted model, not a curated record